UUAAAAGUGGAGUCGCCAGGUUUUCUUUCAGACAUGAACUGGGACAAUCAGCUGAGCUCUAUUCUGUCAGUAGCAGAUGGCAGCGUUGCAAAGAUGAGGGAGAGACUGACCUCACCGGGGAAAUUUGCCAAAGGAGGACAAGAUUUGUUUCCAGUGAAGGAGAGGAUUCAUGAUUCAGAUUUAGGCCCUCCUGCUCUUCCUCCUCGAGGCCUCCCUCUCCGACAGUCCUCCGCAGCUCUCAGUCCGACUGUUCAGUGGGCAGACCUCGCUGCUUUCCAGUCACAACUCCAGAUACAGAGCCAGGCGAUUGAGUCUCUCACUCAGAGACUCCAAGACACGGAAAGGGAGAGACAGUCUCAACAAUGUCAAAUCCAGACACUAGAAGAGGAGGUUCACAGGCUGCGUGAGGAGCUGAGGGAGAGGGAGAGAGAGAUGGCCGAAUCGAGGAGGGGACAAAGUCCGGGAGCGGAGAGACGGAUGGAGCAGUGGAGGAGAGAGGUUGGACGUGAGCUGAGCAGUCUGCGGGGACACAUCACCAGAGCCACGUCGCUAGGCAACCUGGAGGAGAGUUUCAGCUCCAAGCUUCGCAGAGAGGAGCUGGAACACCUGCGGAGAGAGGUGGACCAACUGAAAGCACAACUAAGGAGACAGGGGGAGGACGUGUUCCUUCAGCAGGCAGAGGCCAGAGAGACAAGGAGACAGUAUGAGCACAGCUGCAAGACGCUGGAGGGGCUGACAGACAGCUACAGAACUCACAGCACUGAUCUGGCAAAGACCGUCUCUCAGUACGCACAAACACAACAAGAGGUCCGCCAGAUCAGAACAACCGUGUCAGAACUGAAGGAGGAGGUCAGGAGACUUAUUCUCCGAGAACAUCAGCCAAAACCUUUACUGUCAGCUCACUCAUCAGGGGCAUCACCACUCCCACUUCCUGGCAGCCACAGUAGAGGGGUCAAAGCUGAGGACUCUGACUCAGAAGAUUUCAGCCCGACCCCGAGCCUGGCUGAGGUCAGCUCAGAUGAUCUAUCAUGGCUGGAUGACAAAGACCCUGCUUUUCAUCAGAAACCGCGAGUGCGUCUGAGCGUUCAGUCGAGAAGAAGCAACUUUUCUGGUCCGGGAUCAGAUCUGGAAGACGACGACGAUGAUGAUGGGAAUGGAAAUGGAGAGGAAACAAAGGAUGGCGAGCAGCAGACUUGGCAAGGCAACAGAUGCACAUGCAUAUAACAACAAGUAAUUAAGUCAUCCUAUUUGGUGUUGCUUAACAUGCCAGCUUAGAUAUUUGCGAUGCAAAGUUCAUAUGACUGGAGAAACUUUAAGAGAGGGGAUUUCUCAAAUGCUAUUUUAUACACUUAUUUGUGAGAAAAUCCACAGUGUCCUCAAGACAAAUCACACAGUGUCAGUCUAACAAGUCAAUCCCUCCUUUUUAUUUUCAAAUUAAUUCUCAAUUGCUUGUCUAAUUAUGCUUUAAACUGUUGGGUUUUAUGUGACACACCCAGACUCCUGACACCACACUGUCGAAACAAACCACCAAAAGAUUCAGCAUUGUUUGCCUUCAGUUUAGUUAGUGAUAUCUGCUGGAGGCUGAGGACUGUGAUAGCUGCAAAUCCUCUUUAAAUAAUCCGCAGUAACUGUCUCCACAUGCACAGACUGGUUGGAUACUGGGAACAAACCGAGGAGACAGGCAGCUGUUUAAGCAAGAUCCUUUGUGAGAGCUUCUCUAUCAGAAACUGUUUUCAUGAUGCUGGAUAGCUUUGUGCCUGCACUGUAGCAUUUUUGUAAGCAGCUUUAUUUCUCACUGUGAGCUUCACUGGUUGAACUUUAGCCUCGAAAUUUUGAAAUCAGACCUUUUUAUUUUUGCCACGCCCUCUGCACCCAUGUUUCGAGUCACUGAUGCUAAAUUAUGGGUCCUACCAGGGUGAAGGACAGCGGCACUGUGAUUGGCCUGUUAAACCACAAGGUUUGGUUUCAGGCAGAAGAGUUAAAAAUAGUCAUGUGUAGGGUUGUUAUGAUUAAAGAUGGUUGUGGUUAGGUGAAGUUUUGGUGCAGUUUAAUUUUUGCCCAUUGCUACUGUGGGAUUCAUAAGAACAGAACUGAUCACUGCUUUUGAUUUACAAAAGAAAAGCCCAUAAUAUCUUUUGCCUUAAAGGGAAGUUUACCCCAAAAGCAAGAAUUUUUUUUCCUCUUUCCUGUAGUGCUGUUUAUCAGUCUAGAUUGUUUGUUUUUGAGUUGCUGAGUGUUGAAGUUAUCGGUCGUAUAUCGUCUCCAAAAUAAUGGCACUAGAUGGCACUCAGCUUGCAGUGCUUGAAAAACUAAACACGUCUUUUUCGAGCAAUCAUGAUCGAUCCAGUUACUCAAAGUAAUCCACAGACCUUGUUGUGAGCAGUUUUAUGAACUAUACCCACCAACAGCAUCACUGCUCACCAAGCACCGCAGAACCGAUACUUUGGUGCCAAUUCAAUGCCAAAAUCCUGAAAAUGUGGCGGUGCUGUUUAAUGCUAAAGGAAGGACACCAAACAGGUGACGUUGCAGAGACAGUUCCAACUCGAAUUACUGAAAGCAAAAGCACUUAUUUCUGGUCUAUUGUGUUAAUUCUUUCCAAUGAAAGUGCUGCAUCUUUAACAUAAUGCUACAAAUGCUAGCAGUGUGAGGAGGCGCUG
Messenger RNA from Plectropomus leopardus (leopard coralgrouper), 2657 nucleotides. RefSeq lists its product as uncharacterized. Lineage: Eukaryota; Metazoa; Chordata; Actinopteri; Perciformes; Serranidae. The record is from RefSeq and is a predicted model, not a curated record.